CCCUCUCUUUCCGUUAAUUCACUGCUUAUUUGUUGAUUUAGCUACUGUUUUUUUUCAUUUUGAACAACAGGAGGAGAAAGAAGAGGAAGUAUUAGGAUUGAGAUUCAGCGAUUUUUGUGUGUAUGUGAGCGGUGGCAAUGACGAAGAAGGCACAGGCAUCGAUUAAGCCGGGGCUGUCGAUGCGCCACGUGUUGUGUCUCGGAUGGAAGCUGGUGAUCCUACUUUCUGUCGCUCUUUGCGUCUUCGCGUUUCUCAGAAUCCAGCAGUAUUCUCAGUCCACGGCUGCUCUGCCCCGGAAAUCUCGCUCUCUCACCUAUGACUUCAACGGCAAUCCUAAGGUCGCGUUUUUGUUUCUCGUUCGGAGAAAUUUACCCCUUGAUUUCCUUUGGGAGAGCUUUUUCGAGAAUGUUGAUAGGGCAAAAUUCUCAAUAUAUAUACAUUCUGAGCCGGGUUUUGUGUUUGAUGAAUCGACUACAAGAUCGACAGUCUUCUUUGACCGGCAACUGGGAAACAGCAUUAAGGUAGCCUGGGGAGAAGCAAGUAUGAUUCAAGCUGAGAGAAUACUUUUUGAGGAAGCUCUUCAGGAUCCUGCAAAUCAAAGAUUUGUACUUCUAUCAGACAGUUGUGUCCCUUUGUACAACUUCAGCGAUAUUUACAACUAUCUGAUGGGUUCUCCGAGAAGUUUUGUGGACAGCUUUCUUGACAAAAAAGAUGUUCGCUACAAUCCACAGAUGUCACCAGCUAUAUCUAAGCAGAAAUGGCGGAAAGGAUCGCAGUGGGUCACCUUGAUUCGAAGACAUGCAGAAGAAGUUGUUGAUGAUGAAAUUGUUUUUCCCAUCUUCAAGAAGUUCUGUAAGAGACGUCCACCAGUUGAUGCAAGCAAGGGCAGGAAGAAUCUUAAGCUUCAGAAACAGCACAACUGUAUACCAGAUGAACACUACGUGCAGACAUUACUCGCAAUGAAAGAUCUUGAAACUGAACUCGAAAGAAGAACAGUUACCUACACUGUAUGGAACCAAUCCACAACAAACACAGAUAAUGGCGGUUGGCAUCCUUUCACCUUUAGCUACGCAAAUGCAGGAUCAGAACAAAUAAAAAAAAUAAAGGAUAUCGACCACGUAUACUAUGAAACAGAAUACAGGACAGAGUGGUGCAGUAACAAUUCCACAUCUGUUCCCUGUUUUUUAUUCGCAAGGAAAUUUUCUCAAGGAGCUGCAAUGCGCCUUUUGAGUCAAGGAGUAGUCGGUAACUUUGAUGUGUCUGCAUUACUGUAG
Salvia hispanica is the source of this 1274-nucleotide messenger RNA. NCBI's taxonomy places the organism in Eukaryota, Viridiplantae, Streptophyta, Magnoliopsida, Lamiales, Lamiaceae. The record is from RefSeq and is a predicted model, not a curated record.